AUGGCUGCACCCCCGGGGGCCCUGCCAGGGACUCUGGGGCCCACAGGGACUCUCCCAGGUUCUCUUGCGCCCCUAGCGGCUCCGCCAAAGGCUCACUCAGGGACGACAGCGCCUACACGGGUCUCUCAAGGGGACGGCGGCGCCCCCAAGGGCAAUGUUAGGGGCGGUAGCGCCCCCAUGGGACCUGCCAGGAGCGCUAGUACCCCCAGGGGACCUGCUAGGCACAGCAGAGCUAACAGGGGCCCUAAUUGGGACGGUGACGCCCCCAGGUGCUCUCCUAGGGACAACGGCGCCCACAGGUGCCCUCCCAGAGAUGUCGGCGCCUUCAGGGGCCCUCCCAAGGUUGCUGGUGCCCUCAGGGGCCCUGCCAGGGACAGGGACAGCAUCGCCCCCAGGGAAAGGCUAUGGGCGUUGGUGCACCCCAGGUACACUACCAAGGGCUCACUCAGGGACGCCAGCGCGCCCAGGGGUCCUGCUGGGGGUGGUGGCGCCCCUAGGAGCCCUGCCAAGAGCAGUGGGUCCCACGGGGGCCCUGUCGGGGCGGUGGAGUUCUCCAGGGACUUUCCCAGGGGAGCUGGCGCCCUCAGGGGAUCUCACGGGGACAGUGGCAGCACCCCAGGUGGUUUGUCAUGGGUGGUGGCGCACCCAGGGGCCCUCCCAAUGGUGGCAGCACCCCCGGAGGCCCUGCCAGGGACUCUGGCUCCCCAAGGGACUCUCCCAGGUUCUCUUGCGCCCCUAGCGGCUCCGCCAGGUGCUCACUCAGGGACGACAGCGCCUACACGGGUCUCUCAAGGGGACGGCUGCGCCCCCAAGGGCAAUGUUAGGGGCGGUAACGCCCCCAGGGGACCUGCCAGGAGCGCUAGUACCCCUAGGGGGCCUGCUAGGCACAGCAGAGCUAACAGGGGCCCUGAUUGGUGUAAUAACGACCUCAGGGGCACUGCUAGAGGCGCUGGUGCCACCAGGGGUUCUCCCUUGGACAACUGCGCCCAAAAAAUCCAUCCCAGGGGUGGUGGCGCCCCCAGGGUGCCUACCAAAGAUAUCGUCUCUCCCAGGGCCCUAGCCAGGAAAGUGACGUCCCCAGGGACCUUGUCAGGGGCUGUAGCGUCCCCAGGAACCCUGCCAAGGGUGAUCGCGCCCUCAGGUGCUCUCCCAGGGCAUUGCCAGAGGCCGUGGCGCCCACAGGGCCCCCGCCAGGGACAGCAGAGCUUCAACGGGCCCUGUAAGACGGCCUACACAGACCCUCCCAGGGACGGAGGCGCCCCCAGGGACCCUCACAAGGACGGCGGUGCCCCAAGGUACUCUCUUAUGGUUGCUAGCACACCAAGGGGGUCUCCCAGGGGCCCUGCUAAGGACAGUGGUGCUCCAAGGAGCCCAGCCAGGUUGGUGACGUCCCCAGGGGCCCUGCCAGGGUUGGUCGUGCCACCAGAAGACCUGUCAGGGACGCUGGCGCCCCCAGGGGUUUUCCCAGGGAUGGCCGCGCCCCCAGGUGCUCUCUCAGGAACAACGGAGCUCCAAGGGGCCCUGCCAGGGGCAGUAGCGCCCCAAAGGUCUCUGCCAGGUGCCCUCAGGGGCUCUACCAGGGACAGCAACGCUCCCAGGGACCCUCCCUGGGACAUCGGCGCCCUCGAGGGCCCUGCCAUGGGCGAAGGCGCCCCCAAGGCCUCAGCUAUGGACGCUGGCGCCCCCAGGGGCCUUCCCAUAGUCGCUAGCACCCCAAGGGUCUCUACCAGGGGCGCUGGCGCUCCCAUGGUCUCUACCAGGAACAGUGGGGCUCCCAGGGGCCCUCACAGGAAUGGCAGGGCCUUCAGGGGCCCAGGGCCUUCAGGGGCCCUGCCAUGGGCGGUGGCGCGCUCAGGAGCCGUGUCCGUGCCAGGGGCGGGAACGCCCCCAGGAACCCAGCCAGUAACGCUGGCGGCACAAGCGGCUCUCCCAGGGACAGCCGCGCCCCCAGGUGCUCUCCCAAGUGACAACGGCGCACCUAGGGGCCCUGCCAGGAGCGGUAGCUCCCCAAGGUUCUCUGCCAGGGGCGCUGGUGCCCUCAGGGGCUUUAUCAGGGACAGCGACGCUCCCAGGGACUCUCCCUGGGACAUCGGCGCUCUCAGGGGCCCUGCCACGGGCGAAGGCAUUCCAAGGGCCUCGGCUAUGGGCAAUGGCGCCCUCACGGUGCCUACGAAAGACAGCGGACCCCCCAGGGCCCUAGCCAGGAAAGUGCUCUCCCAGGGCAUUGCCAGAGGCCGUGGCGCCCACAGGGCCCCUGCCAAGGACAGCAGAGCUUCAACGGGCCCUGUAAGACGUAGUGACGCCCUCAGGGGCCCUGCCAGAGGCGCUGGCACCACAAGAGGAUCUCCCAUGGACAGAGGUGCUCACAGGGUCCCUCACAAUGACCGCGGCGCCCCCAGGGGCCCUGCCAUGGGCCGUGGUGCCCCCAAGGACAAGGGCACUCCCUGCGGCCCUCUUAAAUACAGCAACGCUCCUAGUGGCCCUGACAUAGGCGGGGGCGCCCUCAAGGGCCCUAUUAGGGGCGGUGACGCCCCCAGGGAGUUUCAGGGACGUUGCCACUCCAGGGACGUUCCCAGGGACGGCAGUGCCUCCGUUGUCUCUCCCAGGGGCCCUGCCAGGGGCGUUAAGGGCCACACAGGCCCUGCCAGAGGGCUAUCAUUCUUCAGGGGCUCCUUCUAG
Molecule: messenger RNA, 2679 nt
Organism: Homarus americanus (American lobster)
Lineage: Eukaryota; Metazoa; Arthropoda; Malacostraca; Decapoda; Nephropidae
Product: collagen alpha-1(I) chain-like
Exons: 5
Coding region: 1-2679 (892 amino acids)
Source: RefSeq, a predicted model, not a curated record